AUGCUACAUGGAUGGGUAGCUGAAAAAAGACAACGUGAAAAUGGAUCUGGAACAUUUGACAUGUAUUACUAUCAUAAGAGCAAAAAAUAUCAUUCUAUUGUGGAGGGAAGAAAAUAUGUGUUCAGGGGUUUAUCCAAGCUUGAAGUUGAUGAAGAAACCACAGAAGUAAAAGAGGUUGGGGCUAUUAAAAAGCAUUCCAUGAAAAGAAAAGAUGAACAUUCUAUCUUGAAAAGGAAGUCUGCAAUAAAGAAAAAGAAAAGCAACAACCAUGGCAAGAGGGAGGUCAAAAUGUUUCUUGGUAAAGCAACGAAUGACCUUAUCAAUAGGGAUGUCAAACACAAAAACAAUGUAAGUUAA
Solanum stenotomum is the source of this 357-nucleotide messenger RNA. RefSeq lists its product as uncharacterized. The transcript has 3 exons. The coding region runs from base 1 to 357 and encodes 118 amino acids. The record is from RefSeq and is a predicted model, not a curated record. Lineage: Eukaryota; Viridiplantae; Streptophyta; Magnoliopsida; Solanales; Solanaceae.